Pongo pygmaeus (Bornean orangutan) is the source of this 1067-nucleotide messenger RNA. It is a transcript of the gene NDUFS7, whose product is annotated as NADH:ubiquinone oxidoreductase core subunit S7. Lineage: Eukaryota; Metazoa; Chordata; Mammalia; Primates; Hominidae. Gene Ontology annotation, cellular component: respiratory chain complex I. The transcript has 8 exons. Gene Ontology annotation, biological process: aerobic respiration; mitochondrial respiratory chain complex I assembly; electron transport coupled proton transport. The record is from RefSeq and is a predicted model, not a curated record. Gene Ontology annotation, molecular function: NADH dehydrogenase (ubiquinone) activity; 4 iron, 4 sulfur cluster binding; quinone binding. The coding region runs from base 216 to 1001 and encodes 261 amino acids.
CGGCCCCUAUGCGCGCACUCCGAUGACGUUUCCGUCUCGGGUGAUUCGGGGGUGCACAGCGCAGGCACAACCACGGAGGCCGAAAGCGCAGCGGAACCUGCUGGCUCCGGGUUCCAGUUUCCGCAUGCGCUCCGAGCCGCUUUGGGCGACGGCCCCGGGAACCCGGAGCGCUAAGGAGAACGGACCUCAGAGGUUGUCUGAAGGCCGAGGCCAAGAUGGCGGCGCUGUCAGCUCCUGGCCUGCGCAGCUUCUGGAUCCUUGGUCUUCGCUCCAGCGUGGGCACAGCUGUGCAGGCACAAGGUGUUCAUCAGAGCGUGGCCACCGAUGGCCCAAGCAGCACCCAGCCUGCCCUGCCAAAGGCCAGAGCCGUGGCUCCCAAACCCAGCAGCCGGGGCGAGUAUGUGGUGGCCAAGCUGGAUGACCUCAUCAACUGGGCCCGCCGGAGUUCUCUGUGGCCCAUGACCUUCGGCCUGGCCUGCUGCGCCGUGGAGAUGAUGCACAUGGCCGCACCCCGCUACGACAUGGACCGCUUCGGCGUGGUCUUCCGCGCCAGCCCGCGCCAGUCCGACGUCAUGAUCGUGGCCGGCACACUCACCAACAAGAUGGCCCCAGCGCUUCGCAAGGUCUACGACCAGAUGCCGGAGCCGCGCUACGUGGUCUCCAUGGGGAGCUGCGCCAACGGAGGAGGCUACUACCACUACUCGUACUCGGUGGUGAGGGGCUGCGACCGCAUCGUGCCUGUGGACAUCUACAUCCCAGGGCUGUCAGCCUCCACCUUCAGAGGCCGGCACGGGAGACCCCUCAAAAGCCGAGCCGGCUGCGCUGUGCACGCGGUCAUGCAGGCUCUGGCUGCGAGAAGGGAGACUGAGGCAAGGUCCCUGCAGGCUGCCCACCCACGGCCGAGGCCCUGCUGUACGGCAUCCUGCAGCUGCAGAGGAAGAUCAAGAGGGAGCGGAGGCUGCAGAUCUGGUACCGCAGGUAGCGCCGGCGCCGCCACCUGAGCCUGUCGCCAUCCUGUCCCCAGCCUGCUUGUGUCCCGUGAGGUUGUCAAUAAACCUGCCAUCGGG